Pocillopora meandrina is the source of this 39573-nucleotide messenger RNA. The record is from the annotation of a GenBank genome assembly. NCBI's taxonomy places the organism in Eukaryota, Metazoa, Cnidaria, Anthozoa, Scleractinia, Pocilloporidae.
GAUGGGGAUUUUGGAGUAUCAGAGGUGGUGGAGAAUUUGGGACAUGAAUCUUCCAUUAGAGAGCGGUUAGGAAUGAAACGUUCAUUUGACCAGAUUACAACAUGUGGAGAGUUGACAAGCAGUGAGAGCCCAGUGAAAAUGUCACUAUCAUCAAUAGAUGGUCCUGCUCAACCAAGCCCUGAAAAGCUUCCUGUUGUAAUUUCUACACAUGAUAGCUGAUCUGAAAACAUUUCAAGUUAUUCAAAUUUGGUAUCAGGGCUGGCUGAAAAAAGUGCUGAGAAAAGUGAUGUUGAGUUAUCAAAUGAAAGACCGUUCAUGAAUGUGCAGCAAGAACUUGUGGCACCAAGUAAUACAAUAUUAUUCCUGCAUAAUCCAUUACAACAGUCUCUUCCAAUGGGUAAGGUGUUAACAAAACAAUGUUUCCUGUUUGCAUUUAUGAAUAAUUUUGGUCUGUACAAUUAUAGGUGGCAGCAAAUUGUCUUAGAUUCUUCUGUCAAAGGGGAGUAGCAUUGUUACAAAAGGCUUCAAGACUGCUGAUUUUGUGUAGCUUUACAAACCAGUCUACUAUACACAUCUUACCUCUACUGUUGAACAUAUGCAAUUCAUUAAUAAAGAAUUCCUAAUUAAAAGAUUAAUGUAUAAGAAAUUUAACUAUGUUGUCAAUGGUGCACCGUCUAAGGAAAGCAUCUUUUUUACAUAAUUUUUUUGUAAUCUUGAUUUAAGAAAGAGAAAACCCUGUUUUAGCUUAAGUUAUUCUUCUGAUAUUCAGGAGGAAUCCCGUUUAUUGUGUUUCCUACUGCUGGAGGGAUUCCUGUUGCUCCAGCACCAACAACUGGAAAUAAUGCCUUAAACACAGUACCUGCUCAACAAAGCUUGGAGAUGCCAAUUUUGCCUACCUCUAACAAUCCAGGGUUGCAAACAGCACUACAAGCUUCAACACUUACCCCUCAGCCACAGAACAUAGUUAUUUCAGAGGCAUUGCUUUUAGGAAGUUCCGAGGCCCUAACAACUGUGGUCACCACUGAAAUUUCUCAGCAGUUGUCUUUGACAGGAGCAGGUGACAGAAUUGAUGUAGAAGGGGGCCAGCAGGAAACAGAAAACUUCAAAUCUCCUGAUCAGGAAGAGCCUAAUGUUGAGAAAACUAACUCUUCUCAAGUUCAAGAGAAAGAGUCAGCAGAAGCAAUUGCUCUGGCUGGAGACCAAGAAAGUAGUGGACUUUCCACUCUUCAAAUUUCUGAUAUUGAGGUAUAAAGCUAUAGAUUAAGAAAUGUCUAGUAUGGGUCUGAUAAUUAAAUCUUAAAUCCUUAAGUAAGCACCUCCCCUCAAGUGAGCACCCCUUUUGAUGAAGUACCCCUCCUCCUAGCCAAAAUUUAAAAUUGGUGCUCAACACUCCUUAAAAACAUCUCAGUCCCUCCCUCUAUUUUAUUGAACAAGUGCUGAAACAACAGGUAAUGGUAUUACUUAUUAGCCCUUUUCCAAUCUCCAGUAAAUUAUUGCUUCUUCAUGAUUAUGAUAUUAGAAAACAGUUUACCUCUAAAUUGCAUUUUAUCUAUGCUAAAAAUAGAAAUUUUAACCAUAUUCAAUUCAUUACAAAUUUUUAUUCUACAGCCACUGUUAUCAGAAGAUACAGGAUUUGGAACAUCUGAAAAGUCAGAAGGUACGUGCAUGUAUAUUGUACCUGAGCUGACCUGCAAGAUUAUUUCACUUUCUCAAUUUAAAAGUAUUCUAAUAAUUCAAAGCUUUUAUGUGGGAAACUUGUAUUUAAGCGAAACCCUCAUCAAGGGAAGCCACCUUGGAUCCAGAUGUAAUGAAAUAAACUUUUCUUUAAACUUUGUAUCUGUUACCAUCACUGGAGGAACACCUCUAUUCAGGGAAAAUUUUCUCAGGUCUUCAGCUUAUUCCUUGAAUGGAAGUACCUCUGUAUUUGUUACCUUCACUGAAGUAAGGCCCACCUUUUGGGGACACUUUUUGUGGUUUUUAUUUGUCCCCUGAGUUAAGGUUCCACUGAAUCUGUUCCUUUGCUGAGGGAGCACUUCUCUCUAAGGGACUCUUUUUCUAGUCCUUGGGUUAUCCCCAGGAUGAAUUUUUCACUUUAAUCUUAAUCUUUGUUAACCCAUAUCAAUUGUGAUUUGUAGUGUCUGUAAAACAUUUUUUUAUAAAAACUCGUAAAAUUUGAGUGCAUUGAAGUUGGGUAAUGCAAUGAAAUGGUAUUAUCUGAGAUUACACGUUAUUUGUUUUUCAGAAAACAUUCUUCAGGACAUACUUAUAGCUCCAGCUGGUGCAGCCACGACAGGGGACACUUAUGCUAAAAAUUUGAUGUUGUUGAAGAAAAAGGACUUAGCACAAAGGGAUGGUAAAAUAAUUAGGCCAACCACUACUGAGAUGGCAAGAAUGAGAAAGACUGGACAGUAUAAAAAACAUGUCCAAUUUUCCAAAAGCAUGUCAGAAGAUGCAGUGAGGAAAACAAUUCAAGAAACAUUUCCUGUCUUUGACUUAAGUGGAAGGUAAAGGAAAUUUAAAGUAGGAAUUUUAGUUAAAUAAAAGUUUAUUCAUCAAGGUCAGAGGUAAUUGUAAAACUGACUCCACAACUGAUAACAGAUUGAUCCAGUAUUUUCAAAGGAAACUGAAGAUUUUGUUGAUGUGCAGUUCAAGCUUUGAUUUUUUAAUGGCCAGUUCCAGGGUUAUGAUCUAGAAGGCAAAGAAAGAAAAAGAAUAAAUUCCUUAGCACUAAAAUUUACCUUUAGAAAUACUGUUUUUUUUUCAUUGGGCAGGUUUUCUUGUGCAUCGAUCAGUAACACGGAUAGUACUCUUCAAUUUCAUGGGGAUCCUUGUGUAUGGAAUGGAAAAACAAUAAGAAGAAUCCUAAAGGGUAAUUCAGCCCUUUACAUUGUUAUGGAGGAGAUUCAGGUACAUUGUUUGUCCUUAUGUUUCAGUAGACAUCCACUUAAUGUAAAAAUUGGAAGCCUGUUUUCUCUUGUGUGAAGUUUACAGAAGCUUAUAACUCAAUAUGAAUAAAUCUGAAGUGUUUGAGAGAUGUGCCCUUUCAAAUGUUUUCCUAAUCAUCCCGACCUUGAAGCACAAAAACCUGUUGAAUUACAAGUACAUGUAUGUCUUUGACAUGAGUUACAUAACACAGAAUGCAGAUAUGCUCGAAGCUGACUGUUAGCUAACUUGUUUUCUUCUCCUGUUACAGGAACAAGAGGGGGUCAACAAGGACUCAGGUAGGUACACUUAAAAGAUAGUAAUUUCUCUUUGAGUGUCCUGAAACCAAAACCAAAAUAUUCUCAAAGGUCAAUCCAAAUAUAAGUAGAUGUGUAAAGGAGCUGAGAAUAAAUCUUAGAACAUACAUACAACCUCAGGUACUGGAAACCUGCAUGAUCAAGUCUCUUUUGGUUAUAGUUCUACAUUCAAACUUGGUAUGCAUGUUUUUUUUUUUAAAGGUGAAUUGUAGGUUUUGUGAAAUAUUUUUAGUGCAAUUGUGGAUUACUCUUGACAAUUGAUUGAAAAUCCCUUCUUUUCAUGUAAACAUUUUGACUUUUAUGUGUGUUUGUUUACUUGUUUUUCAAUUGAAGCAUUUUAUUUUGGACAAGUCUAACUUGUGUUUCUUUUUUUCAUAUUGUAGGAUUCCUUUCCACUCAGGGUCCUGUUGAGGUAAAAACUUUCCCUCUUUUCUUAGAAAUGAUUUCCAAAUAACCAACCUUCUCUUCAAAUUUAAACAAUUCAUCCCUUGAGGGACCUAUUUUUGACUGAGAGGCACAGAGGCUUUAAAUGCAAUUAAGUGUCAAAUUUUUGGGAGACUCAGGAACGGACUUCUGAAUUCUUUUUCAACAAUCCUUUGCUCAAAGUAUUAAAACCCGUAGAUUACGAGUAUGUCUUGAGUACUUCUUUGCAAUUUUACAAUCAUGAUAUAAAUGUCAAAAUGGAGCCCUUACAAAAUGGAUUUUGGGAUUCCUAGGAAUUUCUAGGAUUAUCCGAGGAACUCCCAGGUAUUUUUUUCUUAAGAAUGCCUAAGGAUUCCUAGGAAUUCCUGGGAAUAAGAGGUGUGAAUUUUCAUGGUAAAUUCGGACUAGGAAUUCCCAACUGUAACAACUCUGGUUCUAAAAACCUAGAAAUUUUCAGAAAUUUCAAGUUAAUAGCCAACAGGACUUGGAAAAAAAAACUUGCCAAAAAUUCCUAGGAAUUUUCAGGAAUUUCUAGGAAUGUUUAAGACUUACUGGGAAUUUUAAGCAAAAAUUUGAGGCAACUAACAUGAAAUAAAUACUAAAAAUUCAAAAAUCCCUACUAAAAAUUGAAGUAUUUAAUGCUAGGAAUGUUUAAGUAUCACUGGGAAUUUUAAGCAAAAAUUUGAGGCAACUAACAUGAAAUAAAUACUAAAAAUUCAAAAAUUCAUACUAAAAAUUCAAGUAUUCAAUGCUAGGAAUGUUUAAGUAUCACUGAGAAUUUUAAGCAAAAAUUUUAGGCAACUUAUGUGAAAUAAAUACUAAAAAUUCAAAAAUCCCUACUAAAAAUUCAAGUAUUCAAUGCUAGGAAUGUUUAAGUAUCACUGGGAAUUUUAAGCAAAAAUUUGAGGCAACUAACAUGAAAUAAAUACUAAAAAUUCAAAAAUUUGUAUUUAAAAUUCAAGUAUUCAAUGCUAGGAAUGUUUAAGUAUCACUGGGAAUUUUUAAGCAAAAAUUUUAGGCAACUAAUGUGAAAUAAAUACUAAAAAUUCAAAAAUUUCCUUCCAAAAAUUCAAGUAUUCAAUGCAAUUUAUUUACAUGCUUAACUCAGGUUUAUGUGUAAGAUAUUUUCAAUGGUAUAUUAACAUCAACAUGUAGUAAUAUUAGGAUGGAAUUUGAUUUCUUUUUCUUUUCUUGAACACUUUAUAUGCACUGAAAUGGAUACCUGUGUCUAUAAAUUUCUGCAGCUAUCAUUUAUCUUACUGCCCUAGACAGAGAUGGAACAGUUUGUUUGUUUUACUAAAUUAUUUCACAAAAAACUUCUGCACAGCCCUGUACUUCAUAAUGCAUACAGUUCCUGGAAAACAAAAAAAUUGGAAAAACAAGAGUUUGCCCUCAUGACUAUAGCUUUAUUGUAGAAUAGUACUGGGUAAUACUGAAAUCAUCCAAUAGCACAUAGAAAAGGUGCAAUGUUUAAUAUUGUUACAGCAUCAGUUUGAACACUUCUUGCCUUUAAUGUAAAGUCUCUUUUUUUAAACACUGGCAAUUAAGGCUGACAGGGAACUGCAAGUGUCUCCUGAUGAAGGCGUGGCUCCUGACGCAAGCAACACAGGUUUUGAGAUAGCUAUGGAUAUCUCUGAUGGUAAAAGUGCUUUCACAGUUUGGUCUCGUUUUGGGAAAUGAUUUGAUCAGAGCUUUAUCAUUUGAUCAUUCAUUUAUAAUAAUCCUUUACACUCUACCACCAGUGUGGAUAUUCUCCAUACUGUUCUCCAUAAAUUUCCUAAGGUGCUGAUAAAGAGAAUUUUCUUAGCAAUCUAGAGCAUUCUCAGUUUGUGAUCAUUUCAUAUGUUCUUGUGACCUUAAUGUUUUAAUUUGAUUCUGUGAUGAUAUUUUAAGGAGAAAUUAGAUACUUGUCACUCUUAUGGGUGUCACGAAGUCAGGAGAUGAUUCUUGUUUUCCUUUUUAAACACUUAAUUAUUUAUCUUAAAUUUCUGAAAACCUUAUGAUCUCGAACCUUAUUUAUAGUAGCCGAUUACAUCAUACUUAUUAUUAUUCUAGACGCUAAUGAUGACACAUCCUUAAAAUAACUCAAUAGAAUGUUCUGGAAUAUGGAGAAGUUUCUAGCUCAGCUUAUGCAGUAGGGUUGUGGUAAAUCAAUGUUCUAUUAAUUUCUGGAGACUUCGUUACAAUGGGUUAAUUAAAGAGUUUGAAAUAUAUAUUUAUCACAUAGUGGGUCCUGUCCCUAAACUUGUAGAAUUUAGCCUUUAAGGAGGCUAAGAGUAGCAACAGACACUGUUACCCGAUGGAACAAAUCAGGUGAUAUUGCACUUUGCAGUUACAUAUGAUGUCAUGGUACUUUUAGUAUUAAUUAAAUUUAUCAACUGUUUUUUCCUUAGAUUUAUUCAACUUGAAUGCAGCUGGUACAGCACCCUUCAAGAGAAAAGAUACUGUUGAUCCAUCAAAUGUCAAAACUCAGGUUAAUUAAAAUUGGAACAGCUGUUAUUGACAUGUUUAUUAAAUUACAAACAUUACUUUAUGAAAUAGAUUCUAUGAGUUAGUGUAAAAAGGUGAAGGUGAAGCAAAUUUAAAUGUAGGAUCAUUUAAAUGGGGAUAAUGACAAUGGGAAAAACUCAACCCCCCCCCACCCCCACUCCCCACACACACAUGCUGCACAUGUGAGAUCAGAAUAUUUUUUUAUAGUGAUCAUGACUUAGAGACAGGCACUCAGUGGAUAUUAUUUUAGAGAGAGAGUAGCACAAGAAAAUAAAUUUUUUUCCAUGAAGUUUUAAAAAAAUUACACAGGGUUUAUUAAUUAUUUGAACUAUUUCAAACCCAAAGAUCCAGUUAUCUAUUCUCUGUACUUUGUAGCUUAUAUUUCUCAUAUUUUUAGCCAUGAGAAUUUUUACGUUUAAUCUAAAAGUAACCCCCUAGUUAACAUUUUGGUUCUUCUCAUCACCAUCUGGUUAAGAAUGUCUUGAUAUUUAUAGUAGAAGGUUUGAAAGUUUACUACUAUUAAAUAAUCCUUCAAUGCCUUUACAGAUAUUUGACGUUUUAGCUAAAGCUAUCCACUCAAUAAGGAAGGAAAUCAGUACUAGCUCAGGUUACGUUGUGCAGCGACCUGGAGGUAUAUCUUUUAAAUGGGUCUAGUUUAAAUGCAUUAUUAUUUUUAUAAAAAUAAAAGUUUAUGUCUUUGAUUUACUUUUACAAAUUUUCCCUCCAUUCUAUUGCAGUGGUUCAAGAUAUUUCCCCCAAAUCAUUCUUUUUGAAGGUAAUUUUAUUAUUUUAGAGAUUAUCAUGAUGAUCUGCAAAUUUAAUCAGGCAUAAGGAUUAAGCCUUUUGGGGGAAAGAAGGGCAACGAACGACUGGAAUGAUUAGAUGAACGAAACAAAACAAAGUCUGUGGUCAUCUGACAACCAAGUGUUUGUCAACUGCUAGCUAGGUGCAGCAUGGAGGUUUUGGGUUAAUUAAGUUAAUCCCUAAGAAUAUGAAACAUUUAAUGAGCUUUGAUUUAUAUUUUUGUUUUGGAAAAAUGAUUGCUAUUUCAAAGUUAAAGUUGUUAUGGUGAGCUAUAGAUUCUCUUUUUCUAUCAAUGUGCCCACUCAUUACUUUGUUCUUUGCACUGGUAGUGAGGUUUGGUUUGUUUCAAAGAUUGUUGAUUUGGCUGAUAUGUUUGUAAAGCUUUCAUGCAUUUUAAUGUAAGGGAGAAUAAAGGAGAAAGGUAUCCGGCUUUCAAACUUGUUUUGCCAAGUUCAGGAGUUGAAGGAUAAAAUUAGGAUAUGGCCAGGUCUCUUCUUGUCUCCAUUGAAUCUUUGGCAUGAAGAGAUUAAAAGUAUUUCUACACUUCCCUGGAUGGGAUGUAAAACAAUACUGGACGGAAAAUUGUGUCACUAAGACCAACAAUAAACUUGCAUUGUGUGAUAGUAUUGUUAGAAGAGUGGAGGUUAUCUCCAGCCAAUAACCAGGUUCAUGAAAUACUCAUUUUCAUGAGUGUGACAAGACAAAAAAUUCUUGUUUACCCAUUCUUUACCAAACUGAAAAUUUACCAUCUUUCUUCGUUAUUGAUACAUGUCUUGCUUUUAGGGUGGACUUCCGUUCCACGUACUGUUAAAAGAGGCGUUGCCUGGAAGCGACUCCAAAGGUGUGGCAAGCUUUGAAGGAGUUGGUAAUGCCAGUUUGGAGAAGAUCAAUCCCUACACUUUCUCUGGGUUUAUUCCAGGUAAGUUAAUUGUUUGUCAAUUUUACUCCUUGUAGAUGACUAGUGUAGCUUAUUGUAAUGAACCCACUCUCUUAUGAUUCUCUGUCUGUCUUUCAUUUGGUUAAUGUGUCUCUAUGUCAAUCUGUAUGCAUCUUCGUCAUUCUCUUACUCUAUAAGGAGAGUAGGGGUUUGGCUUGAAAAAAAAAAGUUUUCAUUCCAUUCCAGCUGCCCAAGAAACUGGCCCUGUUCUUGUAACAGUCUACACUGAGGCUGGUCGAGAGCUGGGAGGUACUUACUUUACAUAUGUGGAUGGGGUGUGCCAGAUCAUAGAAAAGAUCCAUGAAGCCCUGCUCACAAAUCGUUCUUGACUAUGUGGUCCAGGAACAUGAAAUCACUGUAAGCAGUAGCGAUGUUGCGCAGACUCCAGGUCUGUUUAGUUUACCAGACUUAGGUAUAAGAAUAUGAAAGCGAUAUUGACAGUAAUGAACACUAAUUGAGCAGUUGUGAAAACAAGGCCUGAAAAAUAUUCAGGCCUCAAAAAUAUUCAGGCCUCUGUGAUACGGGUGCACUGGUAUGGCAAAGGUCACGGGUUGAAAUCCAGUACAGGCCUGAAUUUUUGUUAGGCCUUACUUCCAUUACUGCUCAAAUAGUGUUUAUUACUGCAAAGAUUGUUUUCAUAUUCACCUCUCAAUUUGCAGUUCACUUACAUGAUUUUCAUAUAUUCACAGUUGUUUAGACCAAGGUAAGUAACCUAGUAUAGGAAUCUGUCCCUCUUUCAUCGUGGGAUCGUGGUUAAUGGAUUUGGAAAAGACAUCUCAAGCCAUUUGGAGACUUCCUGUACACAGUUGAGUAUAUUUUGAUUCAAUCAAAUUUUAAAAUAAAAUUAUGUAUUAUUCACUUUUUUCUCACCCAGGCUCGAGCGAGCGAAGGCGGGCCUUGGUUCUCCUCCAGAUAAAUUUUUUAUACAAAUGACCGCGAAACACGAAUGCCAGACAUCGACAUACAACACAGGGCAAAGAAAUGGGUAAAAAACAUUCGCCAAAACAGUCAAAGAAAUGAUUGAGGACGACCAAGAGGCAGAAGUCAUAGUAGCCCUAUUUGGAGCCUCUGAGAGAUACGAAAUCCGAGAGGAAUUUAAGGGUGGAUUUCAGCAUCCGUCGAACAAAUUUGAAAUAUUGUGGAAGUCGCCCAAAAUUCGUUUCUCUCCUACUUUCAUACAUUUAAUAUGUUUUAUAUUGGAGAAAAUGUAUUUUAGUUUUUGAGAAAUUUUUUUCGUGCGAACGCUCAAAUAUGCAAAUUUUCACCCCGAAUAUUACCCGAGUUGUGUGACCCCAUGUAACGAAUUUACUUGACCUCCGGUAUUUCUUUUGGCAUAAUCCUUUGCUUUAUGAUCUAAACUUAAUCCUUUGUCAUUAUUGAAGCUGACAAAGAAAAUAUUUAUAUUUUGGUGAAUAUUUUUGUCUAGCUUUUAAAAGACAAAAGGAUAGUUAUAAAGUUACUGUAAAAAUUCCUUGUGUAAUUGUGUUGUUCUAUCGUGAGAUGAACUCAAAGUCUGGCAAAAUUUACUUGCUAGCACUUAUAUACAUGGUGUGUCUACUUGCCGCCACUCUUUACAGGUGUAAAUCACUACAGUUUGUAAAUAAAUCUAACAUUACACUCUUACCUUGUUUAUUUAUGAUUUUAUUAGCUGUUUCGAUGAUCAAGUUAUGCUCUAUCACAUUUUAGCCAGAUUUAAUUUGCAUUUUUAAAUCUUCUCCACAUUAAUAUAUCAGUUGCAUGACAAGCGUGACACAUAUAAAUUCAAAGAUGAAUCAACCUCCGAAUUACCAAAAGAUGGGUUUUUUCCCCUCUUUCAUAUCUAUAAAAACCUUCCAAGAAUUACUGUAUUCAGAAAACUAAUGUGUCCAGAUCCAUCAAUGAUUCCUUUACCGGCGAAGUCAAAUAAUGUUUACAAACGUCAAUUCGAUUGACAAGCUACAUACCGAUUUAGCUAAUUAAUCUGUUGUAUAAGCGUCUCAUCUUACAUGCUAACAAGGAGAUUUGCUAUUCAUUUAAAUCGUUCGCUGGUGGGACUUUUGGGUAUAGUUAUCGAGAAGACCGACGUUGCAUAACUCAGGUCGUUCCCUUGAGUAGUUAUAAAAAAGACAUUUCAAGUUACUUGCGGAGAUCCAGAAACUGAAGUUGAUCUUAUUUUGUCGCGAGCCGGGGUCCCAGCGGAUUUGGACCCCCCAACAAAACUGAGUGAAAACAUCAUCCUUAACGUUCUAGUAAAAAUGAAUGAUACUGAACGUUCCAAUGCGUACUCAAGUAUGUUUUUAAUUCAAAACAUGCGUAUUGUCAAUGCAUACGAAGUGGCAUCCCGUCGGAUGUUUCUUUUGACCAAGGGAAAAUGGGCAAGAAUUUAGUUUAAUGUCAGGAGAGAGGUCGUUUUUGAACCUUUUCCGCGAUAGUCGAACACUGCUAGAUUCAAUUAGAGAUAAACUUGUGACACUUAUUUAUUUUGUCAUCGUUCAAUGCCCGAGUGUUGGGACGACAUGGUACAGUGCGAGUAGUGCGAGGAAUGAUUACACAUGAGCUUCGAGAGAUUUAAGACUGCCCCGGAGGGCGAGUGACUCUGCAUUGUCUGUAGGUCGCCAGACUCUAGACGUCUUCGUAAUUGUUAAGGUGUUAUUUCGGAUCCCUCAACAGUUAAUAAUCGUUAAAAUUAGAAAAUAAGAUUGAGUUCGAUGUAAUAGUCUUCACUUUAAUUAAGACUUAGUAAUUAAGCAAUCAUGUCACUCUGCAAAUUUUGGGGCCAUCACGCGUCACGCAAAAACCCUUUGUCACCCUCUUAGAGAUUAUAAAAAACAUGGUUGGAUUCGAAAUCGAUCACCUGGAUAUCAUUUUAUUAUCCAAAUCUCACGAAACAAAGGAACUUGGAAAUUUGCCACUAGAUAGAUAGCGAGAAUAGAUUCUCCAAGUAAACUUUGUGCGAUUCUUGGAAUGAGUUGCGAACCUCGCUAGGGAUCUCGAUAUAGUCGUUAGUGAAGUAAAGGAAUCGUGGCAUGAUACACUUCGGGUCAGCGUGGUGGUAACGCGUUGACUCCUUGUAUGAAGCUUGUUUGUUUUUCCAGUCUCCAUGCAGAGGAAAGUAGUGCCGUUCCUUGUGCGAAAACACGAGAUCGAACGGUAUUAUUUUCUGCCUGUGACAAAAGUCGUUCUUGCACCCCUUGCAUGUUUUCGCAUAAGAAGGCAGCAUGCAUAAGACGAAUGGAUGGUCAUUGUAAACGUAUGUGGCAUUGUUAGACAAUUCUUCUGACUACAUGGCAUUUGCUGCAGAAUCAUUUGCGUUAAAGGGGCGGUAAUGGAACUUGUUUCUAGACCCUUUCUUUCCGGCAACAAAUUUUUUCACAAACGCUUCUGCUAAAGCAAUUCGCGAGACCUUUUUUUUUACCUUGACCCUUGCAAAUUUGUUCAAGGUGUUUGCAAAGCAUUUCGUUUUUCUCCGCUACAGCAACGGAGUGCUUGCAAACUUUAUUGGCCUUGAAACUUAGGCACCGACACGAUACGUGGUUAGCGUGAACAGUGCACUCUACUCUUCCGUGCUUAGCGGACUUGACUUCAAACUUAUUCUGGGCCUUCCUUUUGUCAAGAGUAGGUAGUCUUUGGAUUGCCUAUGGACAAUUGAGUAGCAGGAGUGCCCUUUCUUUUACUGCAAGAGCUACUUCUUCCUUGUGUCCUCGCUCGGAUACCAAAAUUUUACAUAAUUCCUCGGAUAACUCAUGAAACUCCCUGUCUGUACAUCUCUCGGCAAUUGUGUCAUUAACCGUGAUGGUUUUCCUGGAAAGAGCGUCAUUGACUGACAUCGAGUUGAACUUUGCGAUGUACUCUUUUCUUUGCGCCACAUUCCAUUCAAACCAGACUUCCGCGGGAACAGCUAGGUGCGCCGCUAUCUUUGAUAAUUCAUAUUGGUCACUUAAACCGAUGACUGUCAAUGUUAGUUCCUCUUGUUGUUUCCGGUGUACCUCUUCAAAAAUGUUUUUUGUGAAUUCUAGUUCAGAGAGCUGCGUCGUUUCUAGCCUCUUUUGCUCUCGAAGACAGCUUUCUUUUUUUUGAAGCAACACAUUGUUAAUUGCUUCCGAACCGUUGGUAUAUGGUCUAGCAGGUUUGCCAUUUGAGCCAGUAGGCAUUCCAGCCUUUCGUCUUGCUUUCAAACUCAUUUUUUUCGCAAUCAUUCUUCGUCUUUCGUCAAGGAAUUUAGAAAACAGCGGCCGAUAGGAAGAUUCCUUAUUCAGCACUUCCUUUCCUUUCGCGUCAAGCACUUCUUUUGCAUUUCGAAGCUAUUCGUUUACUUCGGUCUUGUUCUCUACAUCCACGAUGCCAUCCAUUUUCUCUGGAAUACCGAAAAUUUUUUCAAGAAAAACUUUUUGUGACUUGGCUUCUCUUAUACCUGUCUCGCGGAGUUUUUUUAUUACAGUUGCUUUGGAAAUGAUGGAUACACCUCAAAUGGGUUGCUUUUGGAAGCUCUGUCUUCCAGGCACGGGAUAGCUCUUCUUUUCCGUCUGUGAUAAAACCUUUUGCUGCAGUUAAUCCUACACAACUACUUACACAAGUUGAUGCCAAUACUUUGUACGUGUCGAAGUUCUUCUUGUGAUGCAGCAUUGUUGGACUAAGGAAGACUGCAUUUUGACCGUAUCUUUUUGUCCUCAGGAACAAUUGCUCAUACACUACUGGUGUAACUUCAUAUUGACCCAUGUUUAAAGUAGGGUCAGUGCUGAUGGGAUGACUCAGACUCUCUGAAUGUAAUGUUGCCUUUACCUCCAGCGCUCAAAGCGUCACGCAACGCAUCUUCCAUAUGCAUGUCACGUCUCUUCUAUUAAAUCUCGUUUCUCCAUGGGGCUCUUCUGUUGAAAUAUUCCGUACUAAAUUACAGACGUGCCAAAUUAAAAAUUCAAGAUUUCCGUAAGUAUCUUCGUUUUCGUAGUGUUUCUCAUGAACAUAAUCGUUGUCCACAAAGGUAAUACCAACCUCUUUUGAACUUGUUUUAGUAAUGUGUCUUUGUUUUCGUGAUAGGUCUUCGUUUUCGUAGGGGGGGUCUUCGUUUUCGUAAUGGGUCUUCGUUUUCGUAAUGGGUCUUCGUUUUCGUAAUGGGUCUUCGUUUUCGUAGGGAGUCUUAAGUCUUCGUUUUCGUAACUACCGGCAAAGCAAGCUUAAAACGGCAGAGAAGGCCAGAAAUCGCAACAGACACACAAGAUGUAAGUAAAUUCUGUUGACUUUACGCGUAAAAUGUUCAUGUUUCGAUACAUUUAUCGUUGUAAAUCUAUCAAAAUCAAAACCAAACUCUUAACAGUUCCCCUCGCAACUUAACACCAAGUUAUACCACUGGCAGACAACCCUGUGGGUUUGAGGCCGCGUGACGUCAGUUAUUUGAUACGCUAUUUGAACUCCUACACGGUUUGUAAUUUGCAACAGUCGAUCUCGGCAAGGCGCAAGUGAUCCCUAAAAUGUUUCAUAAAUUACGCAAAUCGUAACAUUUCAUCCCCAAAAUCCGCUUAACGACAGUCAGAUAAACAAAGUUCACUUAGCUUCGGUUUCCUGUCUUGUCUCGAAUGAUUUGCGGGGUUUUGGGACGGUUAAUUCCCCACAUCUCAAGGUUUUUUACAGAUUUCUUUAAGAGGGUUAAGCUACAAGCGUGAAGAAAGAGCGACUCUUUUCUCAGUCGAAAGAAUCGCCGCAAGAAAAAGCAAGCAUUGAUUUAAUGGCUUCGCAGCACCGUUCGCAUAGAGAACGAAAGUUGAAGGCGAAAAAUGCUCUUGGCCCAAGUACAUAUAUAGGGAACCUGGCCUUCUAUGAGAGCUUUAACUGGCUGCGCAAUAAAUAUGGUGACCGGUUUCUUCUAGAAAAGAGAGGCGAUCGAUCACGGGCCCUGCUUGAUAAAUUAGAGAUUUUCCGUAGCCAGUUGGUAACGAACCGGAGACAUCGUUACCUUCGAAAAACAUAUCUAUGAGUUUCUGCAGAUCGCUGUUGUCUGAAAAGUUGAGCAUGUAAUUAUUUUUUUCGCUAUCACGUUCGUUAGUAUAAAAAUAAUCUACCAACUUGUCGAUUCUUUCGUCGAUCAGAAUAUACGAAAGAAUCGACGAAAGGGGUUAACGAUUAAAAAGUCAUUAUAUUUUCUAGCAAAAGGGUGACGUCACGAAACACGAUUAGUGUCAGUUUUGCAUAGACGUUCCCUCGCUUCCGUUUCAUCUUGCGGGGGAGGGUAAGGCUACACAGAGGCUAUACCGUUUUCACUUCUUGUUUUCGAAAUACGUCGUACGGCUUUAUUUUUGCGUCAUGUCGGUUCUCCUCGGUAUACGAAUGGAAAGCGUUGCACAACGAGUACAUAUACCGCAUGCAAGUUACUCGUGGGGUAUUCGAUGGUUUUUUUUUCCGCCUCAACUGCACCACGAAAACAGAGUGUUUUAUCCUCCAGAAUCUUAUAACUCCUUCUAGGAAUGCUCCGCAAGUAUUUGUUGAGCCAAUAAGAGUUAUUUUAUAACUUAUUGCCGCACUGGAAACUUCCACCUGACUUCCUCAACUUUAGUAUCAUCGUUGAUAAUAGUAUUUUUAACUCUGAUGUUCAAGGUUUUUUUACGCACUAUUGCAAAGUACUUAUUUUUUCUUAGUGUAAUAACAAGAUCACUCUCUAACUACUUUAUCGAUAAUACGGGGGAGUGUCGGGAUAAAAGCGGUUUCACUAAGAAAUAAUACUUUACAAUAAUCAAUGUUAACGAGGAUUAAAGAGUAUUAAUAAUUUUUUUUUAUUGCAGGUGGUGACAAUAAGGAGGAACUACGAGGGAAAGUAAGAAGUUAACAGGAAAUGGAAGGACUUGCUUCCCACGAAAAUAAAUCUAUAAAUAUCCAAAUGUAAUCUUUAGUAGGACAUGUUUCAGUCCGAUUUUUACACAGAAGAUUAUAAUUUUUGGUAGCAAGAACAAUCGCUUACUAGUUGGUUAGUGGUACGGCAGAGUUUCACUUCCCAGUUCUUGGUUAUACGUAUCACUUUGAAAAACGAGGAUAUGAAAUAUCUAUUAAUAAUAAUAUCUAGGAUUACUGUCAAGUGAACGCGAGUUGAGGUCUAUUUUAUCGUCACAACACAAGAGUGUUGCCAUAGUAAAAGUUUUAGGUAUAAAUGUACAACCAACCUGAUGGAGAUCACAUGUUUGUUACUGAAUGAGGUCAAGAAGAAGAUGUAACGUUAAAUCCUCACUAAAGCACUCACAGGCUGUAAUGGCUCUGUUUAAAUUUUACGGUGUCUGUUAAGAUAUUUCAUUCCCACUCUAAUUGAAAGUUUAUUGAAGUCAUCUGCCAAAGAGGGAGACAACCGUUUCCAAUAAUAGUGUCACAGUGAAGUUCUGUAGUGUUAUGAGUAAUUGUUGUUGUACAUAUAAGCUUCUAGAAAUCUCCAGACUGCUUAGUCAUGCUGAAAUGCGUAUUAUAGAAGUUUCAUUAUGUCACGCAGUUAUUACGUAAUACUACAAAAAUAGUUCUUUUGUAAGCUUCUGGAAUGUUCCAGAAAACUUUGUGAAUGUAAAUAAGGACUCGGUUAUGUCGUAGUAGUAGUUGUUGUUAUCGGUAGUGACAGACUGUUUAGUAAGCUAUACCGUGAGAGAGAGCUGCAGUGGAAGGUUGAUAAUUUCAACAAACGUAGGAGGAAUUUGUGAGUUUGGGUUCAGUUGUGAGCUAAGAUAUAGACCGUAGUGGGUUUAAGUAAGUUUAUCGAACUUAAGAACUGUACAGCCUUUAGAAGUCGCUCCUUAUUAAGACAAUCACUCGUUUAAUAAAGUAGUUGAGUUUGUAGGAUUGUAGUGUUUUUGUGUCGGUUAGAUUAUAUCGUAACAGUAGACAUUAACUUCCAGCGUAAGGACGUAACAUCUUGAAUUUUGAUGGCGGUGUUACUAGUUUAUUUGUUUAUCGAAACCACACAUUUGAACCCCAACUGGUUGGCUUACGUGUUAAAGCCCGGUCCAACUUACGCAACAUUUCAACGCCACAACUUGCAACAUUGUGAGAUUGUGUUGUGAGAUUUGUGAAGGAGCUGGCUAAACGCGCGCAGCAUCUUGUAACAUCCGAACAUGUUGCAACAAAAAUUAGACCAUUUUUAAACUUGAUCUAACAUCGUGAAACAUGUUGUAACAUUGUGCUACAGGGUGGCUAAACUUGUGCAACACGUUGCGUGCAACAAAGUUGCAAAAUGUUGCAGUGAAAUUUUGCGUUCGUUUAGUGUGGCCUUUACACCAAAAGUGGAGCUUGCGGGUAACCUUAUACAUUGUCGAGAGCAUUCAAUUAUACAAUGGCGUGUGAAGUUGACACUAUAACACAAUAUCUGCAGUGGAUAUUGCAGUUAUCAGUUCGAGUUCAAAGUCUGCCUAGUUUCCAAGCCCCUCGUCCGUGUAGUGUUUUCAAACUUCUGUAAACUUAGUUGAAAGUGUCUUCUUUCUCAGAUUGUUUGAAAAAAUCCACUUUUCGCAUGAUGUCAUAAAUUAUAAAGCCUCGUGUCUAUGUUAUCUACAUCAGCCUCGGCCUCAGCUGAUAACUCGGACCUCUGUUUUGAUAAUUCCUGAUAUGAUGCCUCAACCCGGUGUAAUAAUUGCUUAUUAGUAUGCUCAUUUAGUGCUCGCGCGCGACGGACACUGAUGCGAGCGCUUUAAGCCUCUCGCACAAUGAACAAUAACUCAGGCCUUCUCUUAUCGAGAAAUGGGCCUGGAAAAGAUAUUGUCCUUGCCUUGACUGCGGUGUUUUUUACCAAGUUAAUCUAAAAACCUGUAAAUCUGUUUAUUCAUGGAGUACGCAUCUAAUUUUACUUAAGUCAAUUUUUUGAUAAUUACCUUUCUGAUACAUAUUUUUUAUUUUUCCAUUUCAUAGCUUGAGUUAUUUCUGAUCCUAGUUCACGAUAAGAGUAGAAUUUCCUUAAUCUCCAAUUUUGAUACACUCAGAUUUUACAGCUGUUUUCGAGGUGGCCGUACAAGUAAAGAACGUUUACUUUCUAUCUUCCGCACUGAAUUUAUAACUCCUAUAUUCGCGCCUACCUUGCUAUUAAAUUAAAAAAGGGUGUAACUUAAGGUACGCCCCGUCAUCUGAUGGGGUUGGCCCUCUACCGCCUCCAAUCCUUUGUUCUCAAUAGCAUUAUUUUGUUCUUAAUUGUCUUAAUCGGGUUUACGUCCACCUGGUAAUAUGCUAUUUAUCGGUCAUGCUCUGUUGUCACCUUAUGAAGUCAUCCUGGAAAUUAUUCGCUCAGCCUUCGCGGGGAAAUCGAGGUAUCCGUAGAAUAAUUCAGAUCCCUUAAAAAAACGUUUUCAUGUUGAUAAAAAAAGAUUUUCCGUCCAAAAACCUAACAAAGAGAGGCCGCUGGCCUUUUUCUGGAUCCACUUUUGUGUACAUAAAGUCUCUAAUGUAUUGUUAAGGGUGAAAAUGCCUUUGGUAACGACGUCAAGAGACUGAGGUGGUAGGAACGAGUUCCCGAUAUGUUUUCUAAGAACAAAGUAGAAUCAACUUGAGCAGAUGCCCUCUGUAACUACGAAAAGGAAAAAUUUUUACGAACCAUCGUCACCACGAUAUUCCCAUUAUGAUAAAGAUGUUGCGAAACCAUAUGUGGCCGAUGUUUGUCAGGUUUCCUCCUGAUCGAUUCUGUACUAAUUUCUAGUACGCAAUAAUUGGACCAGUUUUAUUUUGUGUCCCCAUCAAAUUUCAGCUCUGCUACCUACUUGACAUUGCUAAUUAAUGAAAAUCAUUGGGUUUCCGCUUGCCUCUAUGAGGUAAAGCUGUCGACUGCAGGCAAUUAAUUGUUAUAUUUUUUCCGUAACGGAUACGGAGGUUUCUCUCUCAAGAUCAUAGCAUACUUAAGCCUACGGGAGUGAACCAUACAUAAAUCAGAAUUGUUUAAGCGUUCAAAUCUAUCAUGUUUAUUUCCCAUAUCCUUAUUCAUGGAAUUUUAUUUCCUUUCAAGAGAAGGGAUCACAGGCACAAACACGUCUUUGUUUUUUUUUCAUUACUCUUGGGAGAAAGCUUUCACACCUUGAUAUACAUUCGAUGUAUUUAUGACGUGAUAUUUUUUGGUAUAGUAUUAAUACUAGAAGAAGUUGCUUAUUAUCAAAAUGCUUUAUGUUACAUUGCGCAUCAUACGCAUCAUAAUUAACAAUUGGUUCAUACAUCAGCGUGCGUUCAUCGAGAUAUGAAGCACGCGGGAAGUUUGGAGAGCACGAAAGAUACGUAAGAGUUGCUCGAGGCGUAGCCGAGAGCAACUCUAGCUUCUUGAGUGCUCUCCAAACUUCCCAAGUACUCCAUAUCUCGAUGAACGCACAGCUGACGUAUGAACCAAUUGUUUUAUAACAUUUUCAACUCGAUGGAAAAUUUUUUUUUCGAGGGAUUUGUUUGCUGACGUCAUGAGCGUGUACAAUAGGAAUUUAUAAAAUAAUUCAAAUAGUACGCGCGCUCUGAUUAGCCAUAAAACCAUUUUACAUGAGCGUAUGUAAACACGGUUUUCGUUCCUCUUUCAUUAGUUAUUUUAUAGAAGAAACGUAAAAUGGUUUCCGUGUUUACAUAGCCUGAUGACCUGAUGGCCUGAUGACAACUCGAUAAGCUGGAAACCACUCCGCUUCGCGUCGUGGUUUCCUACGCUUAUCUCGUGUUCUCCUAACCUCCCGCGUGUUUACAUCAGGCUAUGUAAACACGGAAACCAUUUUACAUUUCUUCAAUGAAGCACGCUCGCGCAGUUGAAUUUGAUUACACAAAUUUACUGGCUAUGUUAUAACAUUAGUUCAUAGAUGUAUCGAUAUAAAAAAAUAUUUCUUUUGCGUAUACUUCCCCGAAAUCUUCCACGACACCGGAAAAAGGAGAAGUUGUAAACAUUCUAUCAUUUUUUUUUUCAGGUCCUAUUUACAACUACUCGUUUCAGUAGUGUUCUUAGCUGUGAGGAUCUCUUAAUUUCAUCUCUCCACCGCAGUGCAAAUAUAUGAAUUUUCAUAUAUCUAAAAUCUUCAUUCUAUCAUUCUAUUCACUAAUUUUGUUUCCAACUAGAUAGUUGAAGUUUGUAAAAUAGCAAGAGGAAAGUUGUAAUUGUGCAAUCAAGUAGGUUCCCCCGUUCCCCAGUUCUCUCGUUCCACACUUUUUCAUUCCUACAUUUAAGAAAAAAUCUCCGACUUAAAUAUAGUACCUAUUCUCCUGCUCCUCCAUUCUCUUCAGUAAUGGAUGAAAUGCAGGGGGUAGGUCUGGGGAUGUGUUUUCUUCAUCAUCAUCUCCUUCCGGCCGGCUGAAUUCCAAAAGCUUCUCAUAGAGCUGGAAAUGAAAUUUUUGAGAAUACAACUUAGGCGGCAUAGACAAGUUUUUUUUUUUUUUUUUUUUUUUUUUUUUUUGAAUGUCCGUGCUAAGUGAAACUCCGCAAGUUAUUGCAUACUGCUGAAAGUACGCCGCGAAAAGUUCAAUUUUAUAUUUGCCUUAAACUCAUGAACGAGUGAACGAGUUUCAUUUCACUGACUUGACAGAGGAUUAAUUUUGCCGUUCUUCUGCGUCUGGUCGUCAUACCUUUCCGGGAGGAUCGCGGGCUCGUUUCCCGCACGGUGGCCACCAGUUAUCAGGUAUGUGAUGGGACACAGAAAGUAACAUUUCACGACGUCUUGCACGAGGACCACGAUCGCGCUGAAACUCAUUUUGAAUUAAAAAAAAUUCAAUUCAAUGACAAUUCAAGCCUAACCUCUCACGUAUUUUGAUGUGAUUACAUCAGAAAAUUUGUGCAGAUGAAGACGAAAAAUGAGUUGCAGAAGGAAAACAUCUAAGAAGGUAAGAGUUUUGUAACUAAUAACAAGCGAAAGGUUUCAGUGAGAAUUUUGUGUUGUGAACACGUGCAAUACCUUGAAUGCGCUCCUGUUAGGAUAUUCAAUGUGUUUAUCCACGUGGGCAUGUUUGACAAGAGAUUUAGGCACUGUUUCCUCCAUAUCCAAAACUAACUCGACCGAAAGAGGAUGGAACGAGCAAAUGCCGUUAGUGAGGGGAGACUGGUAUCUAGUUAGCCGCCAAGAUAUAAAUUCUUGGUCUUAUCAAGCCUCUCGAGGGUAGUGAGGAAAGUGUCGACAUGAAAACGCUUGAGACAAGGUUUUGAUAAGGUAAAACCAACUUAAGCGUCACUCCUGUAAAAAUGGCUUGCUCAUUGAAUCUGCUCUUUCGAGUCUAAUUCUAAGCUGCAUCACAUAGCGGUCAAUUAAAGCAUUUACUUGGAUCUUGUCGAUAUCUCCCACUGCAAGGCCGAUCUAGUAUCGAAACAUAUUCCCUGCUAAGUAAAUAAACUCGUUGCUUAUUGCACCCCAGUCUUUCUUAAGUGUCGUAGCUCGUGAGACAUCUAGUAUUAUCCCUUAUUCUGAAUGGCCGUUGAAAUUUUUUCGGCUUUAAAUUUACGUGCUAUCUGACUUGAGGAAGUCUGAACAUAUGCUGUGAGGAGAGCGAUCUGUGUCGAUGUUUAAAUGGCACGACACUUAAAAAACAAAACCACUCUAAGUUAGCACUGGUUCGUGAUCGAUACUACUAGACUGUCGAUUACAAUCAUUUUUUUUGUUACACGAUAAAACUUUAUUAAAAUAGCGGUUAGGUGAGACGAGUUCCUCCCAGGGAAGUUUUCGAAUUCGAGCUCUCGGACCUGUCUCCCUGGCGUUAUGGCCGAAUCAACUGCUAGGAAAGCUUAGUCGCGUAAAUACGGUUUGAAGAGGUUUUCCCUUCUUUAAUUUCGUGUUAUCGAGGCGCUACUCACCAGCAUGUUAAUAAGAAUGAUAGGCAUCCCUGUGGCAUAUUCCAGUUUGUCCCAAGGCAUGAACACGUCAGUGUAGUUGAGUUCACCGAGGGUCAUCAUGGAGUAUGGAGCAUAAGGCUCCUGGAAAAAGAAAAUCGACUUUCGAUUGAGUAAAUGAUAUGGGUGUUAUUUGUAAAUGAACACCGGUUUGUGUGAAGAUUGUAUGAUUGACUGAUUGAGUGAGCUGUUGCCGAAGGAUGACUGAUAUGCUGAAUGACCGACUACUUGAUUGAAAAUUGGCUGACUGAUUGAUUUUGGAGUGGCUGACUGACUGUUACACUGGCUUACUGACUGACUCAUUGACUGUUCGAGAGAUCGGCUAACUUACUUAUCAACUUAAUGAAUGUCUAAUCAAUGGGCUAACUAACCAGCUCAUGGACUGACGGACUACAGCACUUCUUCGUUAAAAUGCAUCGUGAAAAAUGAGUCCAGUCUUUGAAUCUUACCGUUUCUUCGUCUAAGAGCAGGUUAAAAUGUGCUGCUAAAAGCCAUGACAAACAUGAAAAACAGGAGCAGGACCUGGAAAAUAUUGAUGACGGUCAGUUCAGUUUUACGUCGGCAAAUAAUUGAGGUGGUUAUGGUUUGGUGUUAUUUUCUCGUCGAGCCUUACACCUGGAAAGUUUUGCAGUUGGUAAAAAGUGAACCAAUAAUGGGAAACUUAGGCAAAAAGAGAGAUGUUCGUCAGUUUUGUGGGGUUAUUAGUUUUCAUCUGUUUUCAUCUGUUGGUUUAACAUACGACUGCAUAUUGUGGGGUAAUAAUUACGAAGCUCCAUUGUCUCAGUUGGUAAAGCUACAAAACAAAGCUACAAGAAUCAUCAACAAUGUACCAAUUUGUGACCAUGUUACUCCCCAUUAUGUAGGCAUUGGCCUAAUUAAGCUUCCUGACAUAAUUAAAUCGAGUACGUGUCAACUAUUCUACGAUCAUCUUGUUGACAAAAAAUCUUCUAAUUUUGCACUUUCUUUUGUAUCUGAGAUCCAUGAUUAUGCCACUAGAAGUACAUCUUUGCAUCACCUGAACCAUAGCCCCUUCAGAAUAAAUAUAAGGAAAUUCUUUCCAACAGUUAUUGGAAUGAUAUUCCUAUGUUUAUACGGGAGAAGCCCACUAAAAAACUUUUUAAAAGAGCACUUAUCUCAUAUUACCUUUUCCAGUACUGAUUAAUGUCUUCCUCUGACAAUGUCUUAUUUAAAUAUUUGUUGUUUAAGGUGUGAUUCCUAUUCCCUCUCUUAUAUUUGUAUCUUAUAUCUGUAUCUUACAUCCUAUAUCUUACUGUAUCGCUUCUUUUUACUGUAUGAAAAAGUGUAAUUUAAGGAAAAGGGCAUCUAAUUAGCUUGUCAUAUUAUGCCCCUCUCCAUCCUCUUUUCUUACUUGUAAUUAUUCAUUAGACUCUAAUCUGUUGAAAUGGAGGAAAAAAUAAAUACCAAAAAAAAAUUUGAAAAAUGACGAUCACUGAUUACGCGUGUUUGAUAUAGCCAAACAACUGCUGACACGUAACUCGACUUUCACGCAUUUCAUUCAUUAAAAUAAUCGACUUUUUCAUUUCAGCAAAGGCCUGUGGCGUUUAGAUGUUAAACAAAUGAUAAUUAGUGGCUUUUAGAUAUGGAAUUUCUCUUCUCAUGUUCAACUUGAUAUCUCACAUGUCGGCUCACUUGCGGAGAUAUCGCAAUGAACACUCGAAGCAAAAUUCCUAAUCUGCGCCUGCCCAUGCAUUAGCUUUUAUUAAGAGAUUUAAAUAUCUUGUUCCUUUUCAUAUGUGGUUUUCUUAGAUUCAGACCCGGGUCAGUAUUUCAACGACCAAAAGCCUGAAAGCUACUAAUCAUACACGUGCAAGGCAACGUAAUCAUAUUAUUAACUCAGCUUACAGAAAUGAGUUUUACAGGAAAUGUGGCUGCUUUUGCCCGGACAAAUAUGCUAAAUUCCUCCCUCUAUUCGAAAUUCUUCACGAAGUGUCGUUCGAAGUGUUUAAAUUUGAUUUUCUUGAACACCUCUCCCAUCAAAAAGCACAAAAAACCAAUGUCAUUUUGUUAUAAAUAAAACAUCCCUAAAGAGAAAAGUAAACUGAAAUAAUUUUCGUUAUUUAGCUGAAAAAAUUUUCGACAAAUUCAGAAAAGCACAAGACAAGGGGAUAGAAGGUGACUUCAGAAAUCCUCCGAAUGUGUCUCAAAUUCCUUCAUUGUACUCAUAUAGCGCUCAAAAUUAGCUAUUUCAACUGCAACAUACUUUCUUCCGAACUAAAACAGUUAAACACGAGGGCGCGCUAUAAAAGGAGAGGUGCCUUAGGCACCCCCGGAUCAUUUGUCAAUCAACCGUCGUGACAUACAGAACUCCAAAACGGCUUGAGCUGCAGCGGAUGCAAAGCACUGACGAGAGGCGCAUUUCUCGGUAAAUCUGGUAAAUCUUUUGUUAUAUCGAUACGACACUCUGAAGUUGAUAAAAUCUUUUUUUCUCGUUACCAGUUUGCUGAAUAAUGUACCGAUGUUGCAAGGGGAAGUUGACUGUUCAUCAUUUCUGGGUGAGGAAGAAUGAAAUACUCUUCAUACUGUCGAAAUACUCCACAACUUGCAAAAUACUCAUAAAUACAACGAAUUGAGUACAGAUGGAGAGGAACUGGGUGGAAUUACAUGAAUUCGAAUAAACAAUGUUUAACCUCGCACUUUCUCGGAUAUUUUUACAUGAUUGAAUCAAAUGUAACAAUUAGGCGGUAACUAUGUAGAAUAAUUAUUGAGGUACGGACAGUUAAAUUUAUAUUUUUGGAGAACUGAAAAUGUGGUAUUUGUUGUCUUGAUGCGAUGACUGAUGAAACCAAAAGCAUGAAACUAAAACGAUAUUUUCCCGAAAUUCAAAGAGCUAAAAGAGAGCUUGAAGACUAGGGCCCACAACAAAUGUUUUCGUGCGAAAACAGCGAGAUAUUUUUUGAUACCUUUAUUUUGGAUGACUUCUUGUCAACUUAUUUAUACUUUUCCACAAACUGUUUAAUGAUUUAACAAGACUUCAGAUCAAACGCGCUCGCAUUUGACUUACAUAGCAUGUUCUCUACUUUUUCGAAUCGACACGCGGUUGGUUUACACAUAAAGUUUAACUCUAUUUUCUGCACGAGGAUCUACUCUUCAGUUACAACAGUUUACUAUCAGUUGUAUUUUUCUUUCCUUUCAAUUUCAAACUAUCGAUUUCUGUCUUGGGGUAGUUCCUAUUCCAUUUUGGUGAAUUUUCUUUAGUAACGCCUCAAAUAUGAUCGAUAUGUCGUCGCAAAUCAUAAUAGAUUGUUGUUAUCUUUGUUUUUCAGAAUUGUUAGAAAUUAAAGUGUCAGAUUUGCGCGUUUGUUUGUAUCAGCUUGUUAGCCUAUCAUGCGCACUCAAACGCGCGAAAACACUGCCAGGAGAAAACGCGGUCUUCAGUGGACGCUUUGUUUUAAAACGCUUCGUUUCCUUGAGUGGACACCUGGAAACGGAAGCUUUCGAAAGCGAGCGCGAAAAAUGUGUCACAUAAAGACGGUUCCGUCUGCAUUUCCGGGUGUUCUUCUGUGGAUUGUACUAAUCGAAAACGCAUCAUUACAAGAGAAGUUCUAAGGUUUCAUCGAUGGUUUACGUGAUGUCACGACAUCUCAGUCACGACAAUCACAAUUUUUCUUCAGUACGGCGAAUUUUCAUGAAUUCUGGAGUGGUACUAGUCGAAUUGAAGAGAAAGAAUUCGAUAAGAAUUGAGAGUAUAGCGUCCGUUCUUGUUUUUGGAACGUCUGUCGUUGUCUGUGACAAUCAUCUUUUAAUCCCUUUAAAUACAAAAAGUGAAAAUUCUCUCUCUGAUGCCCACAAAUUAUCCAGCAAACGGUAAUAAGAAUAUUCAAACUUAUCAGGAAGUUGUUAUCUUGAUCUAACACCAGAUCCUUGUAACAGCUCGAGAGGAAAAUUAAAAAUCAAAUCUUGCGAGUUAAAGGGUUGACGAACAAACCUCUCCCGUAGAUUAGGUCAAUAAGACUAAAAGAUCGAUUGUUGCUUCGGAAUUGAAAUGUUUUUUGUAUCUAAAAUGUUGUCUUACCAAGUACCGCCUGAAAAAAUACAAAACCAAUAAUUCAAGCUUCACGGCUGUGUAAAAUUAGAAUUUUAUUCGUAGAAAAAUUCAGUCAGAAUUAAGCCAGCUCGAGGAGAAAGCGGCGUGUUUUAAUCAGCGGCGCGUGGAAGAACAAGAGUCACGCGAAAAAAUAAAAGUAUUUUCAUCACUCGUUACGCAAUGCGUGACAGAUAUCGUAAAUUGGUUUCGUAACGCUCGUGCAAGACAACCUUGAAAAGGGAAAAAUGCUUAUCAUUCUUGCCACAUAAGUUCCCGGUAAAAAAUAAACAAAGACAAAAACAAAACAAAAAACAACGUUUUAGUUCUUGGAAGUUGUCAAGAUGAAUAAUGAAUAAAGGAGGUAAGUUACUAAAGACACUGAGUUGACAACGUAAAGUGACCACCGUAAGGAGUUUCAAAGCUGACGUUUCGAGUGUCACCCCUUCGUCAGGGCGAAUGGCUAACGCUCGAAACGUCAGCUUUGGAACUCUUUACGGUGGCCUCUCCACGUUAGCAACUCAGUUGAUAAUAAUUAAUCACCCAAGAUAAAUAAUGUCCACGUUGGAUGCAUCCAACGCGAGCAGUGCUCAAGUUGAAUCUUUCCAACCGGGACCAAAACGCUCUGCCAAUCAGAAGGGAGUAUCGAAAUUUUUUAACCAAUCACAACCUAGAAACCACUUGGACGGAGUGCACUUCCUCACCUAGUACAAGGAAGUAUCAUGCAUUUGUAGUGCUGUUGAUUUUUAAUGCAGUUGGGAUAACACUCAAGCAAGAUACCUUCACAACUGACAUGUCGAAACUAGCAGCGAAUUUUGGGGAAGGUAAGCAAUUUAACAAACUGACAUCGAAUUCUACGAACAUUUGUGUCGCCCAGAAAAAGAGACUCUCUUGUGUUUGCUCCUCUAUACCUUGAUUGAAUCAGGACGGGAAUUUUUAUUUCCUACGGUUCAUUUCUUUCUUAUCCAAGCCCACUUUACUUAAGAAGGUACCAAAAGAUGAAAACAUCAACUUUGCACAGUCUUGUGGUUACGUCUAACCCCCUGUCUCUCUAACAAGAACUUUUCGAAUUAAAACAUUAAUGAUCAAUGCGUUAUAUUCGCCUAGGGAACAAGAAUACAGUGUACCACUUCCUCCGAGAAUUGAUCCUAGAAGAGGAGUAUGCAUGGUUUGUCAAUCAGGAGGGUCGGUUCCGUAUCAAUUGGGUGGCUGCUGUAGAACGUCACAUCGAGUACAGAGCUAAGAAGAACCCCGGGUUUGACACAAGCAUCGAUCGAAGUAGGGCAAGCAACAGCUUUAGAGAGGCUCUUCUUCUUCGUUGCUAUCGUGAUGACGGAGCAAAAGAGUACAAAGAAUGCCGAAAGUUUAGUGAAAAUAACAAAGUUGUUGAGAGAGAGUUUCAAUUGCCUUCCAGAGUGUUUCAUUCACUUUUUGGAUCAAGUGAAGAACUUCCCGGUGAUCAGGUAAUUUGUAGCGGACCGCCAUUGAAUUGUCACGUUUUAAGUAUAUUUCAGACAUUAUUUUGAAGUUUAAUACCUUGGUUUAAAUUGUUCAGUCCCCUUUGAAUUGUUAAUAGUCUGCCUAUAAACAUUUCCAGACAGCAGCAAUUAAGAAAUCUUUACAACCUCUGUUGACCCUUCAACUCCCAAGAUCCAAUUGUUAAUUCUCCCCUAUAGCUGCUACUCAUUUCUUUGUAGAUAAGUUACAAGAAUUUGGUGUUAGAUUAAGAUAGCAACUUUGAUCUGAUUAGUUUGAGUAUUCUCAUUACCUGUUUGCUAAACAGUGAACAGAUAUCAUUGGGAGAAGUUACAUGAUAAUCACUUUUGGGGGUUAAAGGGUUAAGUAGUAUACGUUUUGAGUUAAUUCUCCUAGAUUAUCUGUCCGUUGGGUACUGCCAAAAUGAAUAUUUUUUGUGGUCUUACUGAGUUCCAUUCAUAUUUACAUGAGAGUUUUUCUAUGCCCUCUGUGAAAAACUGCUGACGGGUUUGUAAAUCCUUAUCUUAUGAACAGAUGUUGUGGAUGACAACUGUCCAAAGUAUCCAUGGGGAAAAAUGGUGUUGUAGUUUUACAACUACUGUCUUCUGGGUGUAUAAUGUUCAAUAUGCAAACCCCACCAUAGUCGAUAUCGAUUAUUUUAACUCCCAUCUACCCUUAGAAUUCAGUAAUUAUUAUAGUCCUCUUUAAGAGGACUAUAAUAAUUAUAGUUAAAUCAAGUUAAGUUAAGAGAAGUUAAAUCAUUUUAGGACAGGUGUUUGCAACCUAGUUUUCUCAAAACUUGUGCUCAGUUUUUAGAUAAAGGUAUCCCCUGAAAUGGAUACCUGUGUCUAGAAGUUAUCACAACUAUCAUUUAUCUCACGGCCUUAGACAGAGAUGGAGCAGUUUGUUUGUUUAUUUAAUUAUUUCGUGCAAAAUUUCUGCAAAGCCCUGUUCUUCACAAUGCAUACAGUUCUUGGAAACAAAAAAAUUGGAAAAACAAGAGUUUGCCAUUGGGUCUAUGGCUUUAUUUUAGAAUAGUACAUGGUAAUACUGAAAUCAUCCAAUAGUACAUAGAGAAGGCACAAUGUUUCAAUAUUGUCAUGGUAUCAGUUUAAACACUUUUUGCCUUUAUUGAAAUGUCUCUUUUUUUUUAACACUGGUAACUAAGGCUGAUGGGGAUCUGCAAGUGUCUCCUGAUGUUGGCACAUCUCCUGACGCAAGCGACACAGGCUUUGAGGAGCUUAUGGAUGUCUCUGAUGGUAAAAGGGAUUUCACAUUUGGGCUUGUUUUGGGAAAUCAUUAGAUCAGGGCUUUAUCAUUUGAUCAUUCGUUUAACCCUUUAUACUCUACCAUCAGUAUGCAUAUUCUCCAUACUGCUCUCUAUAAGUUUCCUAAGGUGCUGACAAGAAGCAUUUUCUUAACAAUCAAGAGCGUUCUCAGUUUGUGAACCUUAAUGUUUUAAUUUGAUUCUGUGGUAAUAUUUUGAGGAGAAAUUAGAUGCAUGUCACUCUCAUGAGUUAAAGAGUUUAAAAUAUUUAUUUAACAAAUGGUGGGUCCUGUUUCUAAACUUGUAUAAUUAAGCCUCAAGGAAGCUAAGAGUAGCAACAAACAUCGUUGCUAGAUGUAACAAUUUAGGUGAUAUUGCACUUUGCAGUUGCAUAUGGUAUCAUGGUAUUUUUAGUAUUUAUUUAAUUUAUCAACUGUUUUUCCUCAGAUUUACACACCAUGAAUGCAACUAGUACAGCACUCCAGGAAAACAUCAAUAGAGAAGAUAAUGUUGAUCCAUCAAAUAUUGAAAGUCCAUCUCAGGUAAAUUAAAAUUUCCGCAGCUGUUAUUGGAAUUACAGACAUAUCUUUAUGAGAUAGAUUCUAUGAGUUAGUGCAAAAAGCUGAAGGUGAAGCAAAUUUAAACGUGCAGGAUCAUUUAAAUGGGGAUAAUGACAAUGGGACAAAUUACCCUCCUCCACCCUCACUCCCCACACACACAUGCUGUGCAUGUGAAAUCAGAGUGUUUUUUAUAGUGAUCAUGACUUAGAGACAGACACUCUGGAUAUUGUUUUAGACAGAAGGUAAUACAAGACCAUGAAGUUUAAAAUGAUUACACACAGUUUAUUAAUUAUUUCAACAAUUUCAAACCCAUAGAUCCAGUUAUCUAUUCUCUGUACUUUGUGGUUCAUAUUUCUCAUGUUUUUAGCUAUGAGAAUUUGUUAUUUUAUCUAAAAGUAACCCCCUAGUUGACAUUUUGGUUCUUUUCAUCACCAUCUAGUUGAGAAUGUCUUGAUAUAUAUAGCAAAAGGUUUGAAAGUUUACUGCUAUUUAAAAAUCCUUGCCCUACCAGAUAUUUGGCAUUUCUACUAAAGAUUUCCACUCAGCAUUGGAGGAAAUCAGUACCGACUCAGAUAAUGUUGUGCAGCAACCUGGAGGUAUAUUUUUUUAAAAAUGGGUCUAAUUUAAAUGAUUUAUUAUUUUGAUAAAAAUAAAAAAGUUUGUUUCUUUGAUUUACUUCUACAAAUAUUCCUUCCAAUCUAUUUCAGUGGUCCAAUGUAUUUGCCCUCUAUCAGGCUCUGUGAAGGUAAUUUUAUUAUUUUAGAAAUUGUCAUGGUGAUCUGCAAAUUUAAUCAGGCAUGAGAAAAGCCUCUUGGGGGGAGGAAGGGCGAAGAACAUCUGGAAUUGAACGAUCAGAUGAACAAAACAAAUCAAAGUCUGUGGUCAUUUUACAACCAAAUGUUUGUCAACUGCUAGCCAGGCACAGCAUGGAGGCCUGGGUCUAUAAUUUAGUGAAUCCCGAGGAAUAAAAAACAUUUAAUGAGCUUUGAUUUAUAUUUUUGAUCUGGAAAAAUGUUGCUAUUUCAUAAUUGAAGUUGUUAUAGUGAACUGUAGAUUCUCUUUUUCUAUCAGUGUGCCUUCAAAAUUAACUUUGUUCUUUGCACUGGUAGUGAGGUUUGAUAUGUUUCAAAGAUUGUUGAUUUAGCUGAUACGUUUGUAAAGCUUUCAAGCAUUUUCACCUAAGGGAGAAUAAAGGAGAAAGGUAUCUGGCUUUCAAACCUGUUUUUCCAAGUUCAGGAGUUGAAGGUUGAAAAAAGGAUAAAAUUAGCAUAUGGCCAAGUUUCUUCUUGUCUGAGCACAUCUACAUUGAAUCUUUAGCAUGAAGAGACUAACUCUUCUCUGGAUGGGAUGUAAAACAAUACUGGGCUGAAAUGUGUUGCUAAGACCAAUAAUAAACUUGCAUUGUGUGAUAGUAUUGUUAGAAGAGUGGAGGUUAUCUCCAGCCAAUAACCAGGUUCAUGAAAUACUCAUUUUCAAGAGUGUGACAAGACAAAAAAAUUCUUGUUGACCCAUUCUUUACCAAACUGAAAAUUUACUAUCUUUCUUCGUUAUUGAUACAUAUCUUGCUUUCAGGGUGGAAUUCAGUUCCUUGUAGUGUUAAAAGAGGCAUUGCUUGAAAGUGACACAAAAGGUGUGGCACGCUUUGAAAGAGUAGGUGAUGCCAGUUUGGAGAAGACCAGCCCUCACACCUUCUCUGGGUUUAUUCCAGGUAAGUUAAUUGUUUGAAAAUUUUACCCCUUCUAGAUUACAGGUGUAGCUUACUGUAAUGGACCCACACCCCUCUGAUUAUCUGUUGCCUGUGUGUCUUUCAUUUGGUCAGUUUGUCUCUGUGUCAAUCUGUAUGCAUCUUUGUCAUUCUGCUACUCUAUAAAGAGAGUAGGGGUUUGGCCUGAAAAAAGAAAGGUUUUCAUUCCAUUCCAGCUGCCCAAGAAGCUGGCCGUGUUCUUGUAACAGUCUACACUGAGGCUGGUCGACAGCUGGGAGUUACUUACUUCACAUAUGUGGAUGAGGUGCGCCAGGCCUUAAAACAGCUCAUUAAGGACCCUGCUCAAAUAUCAUUAUUCUUAACCAUGUGGUCCCAGGAACAUGGAAUCAUUGGAAGCAGUAGCGAUGUUGCGCAGACACCAGGUCUGUUUAGUUUACCAGACCAAGGUAUAUGAAUAUGAAAGCGAUCUUGGCAGUACAUGAACACUACUUGAGCAGUAGUGAAAAUAAGGCCUGAAAAAUGUUCAGGCCUCUGAGAUAUGGGUGCACAUACUGGUAUGACAAAGGUUGAAAUCCAGUACAGGCCUGAAUUUUUAUUAGGCCUUAUUUCCAUGACUGCUCAAGUAGUGUUUAUAUUACUGCAAAGAUUGUUUUCAUAUUCACUUCUUAAUUUGCAGUUCACCUACAUGAUUUUCAUAUAUUCACAGUUGUUUAGACCAAGGUUAGUAACCUAGUAUAAGAAUCUGUUCCUCUUUCAUCUUGGGAUCAUGGUGUAAAUGGGUUUGGAAAAGACAUAUCUCAAGCCAUUUGGAGACUUGCUGUACACAGUCAAGUAUAUUUUAAUUAAAUCAAAUUUUAAAAUAAAAUUAUGUGUUAUUCACUUUUUUUCACUCAGGCUCAUUACCUGAUGCUAAACAGGUGCAGUCUCUUAAAGUCCUUCAGCUACUUGUUUAUACUGCUGCUCAAGAAGGUGCUCAACAGUUUUUGGAAGUGAUCUUCAGUACCUCUGCUGGAAAAAUUGUCUUCAACAGUUACAAGGAUCGAACUCCUCUGCCAGAGGAUGUUGCAAGGGCUAAUGGCCAUGACAAAUUGGUGGAGUUCUUACAAGAUGUAAACAAAAGGUGAUUCAAAAUAAUAAUGAUGAUGACGUCUUGUUCUUAGUAUUGCUAUGUUGUCACUUGAUUUGAUUAAUGUGACAGGUGGGUAAUUUUAUCAUGACUGAUUUUUAUUUUCAGAUUGUCUAAAGAAAGUGAUAGUAAUAGUGUCACUUUGAGUACAAGUGAGUGGUUAGAGUUAGUCCAAGCAGUUGGUAAUGUUCAGAAACAGACUGGUGAGUAUCUUAUUCUUUUAGGCUGAGUUUGAUGCCAUUUUAUAAAACAUGCCGUUCUUGUUAGAUUCACCAUUUAGAUGUUACAGCUAUUCAGACACAUGACCAUCCCAAUAGUGUGUAGGAAGUUUUCAAGCAGUUUUUAUCUAUUUUGCUACAUGCCAAUAUAAAUCUCAGCAGAAUGCAGGACUUUAUAGUGGCCUACAAACUUAACUCACUGCAAGUUCUCUGCAAGUCAGUGGUAUGGCAUCAGAGUGCAAGUCUGAAGGCUUGGGGUUAGAUUUUUCUUGUGACACUGAGAUGGUUUACUCCAUCCUUCCUUACAUUCUGCCAUUUUAUGAAAAAUUGUGUUCACAGUCAUAACAAACCCACCAAUAUUGCAAUUGUUGAAAUGUACAAAAAAUGUAUUUAUUCCUCAAUUUUUACAACAGUUUCUAAUGAUGAACAAGAAUCAUCAAGGAUACAACCUAAGGAUGAUGAUAACCAAAGUGACUACUUUGCUGAUGCUGAAACAUCUUCUUGUGGUUCCCAUGACCUUGUUGGUUACUGGUCAGAUUUACAAGUUGAAAAUGGUAAGUGAGCUCUCUGUUACUGGAUACAAUACUUCCACUGAAUUCAGUUUGUAACCCUUCAUUUCCUAAAAUCUGAUUGUAAAACUCUUUUAUCUGUUUCAUGACAGUACACUUUUCUGUGUUGAUUUGUCAGAAGAAUUUGGUGUUGCAGGUGUACUUCAUCAAGACUCCUUUCAUCUUAUAAGGGAGUCAUUACUUGUUGCUUGUUUGCUGGAUGAUGUGUUAAUGUUAUAUGGAUGUUGCUCAUUUUGCUUAUGGUGUGAGUUUGCUCUGUUAUACUGGUUCAGAAAACUCAAUCCACCCUCUUUGCCAAUCAGAUGCAAAACUUAAAAACCAAUCACAACAUGGUCACUAGAAAUUUCUUUCACUUAACCUUUUAACUCCCAGAAGUGAUUCACAUGUAACUUCUCCCUAAAAUAUCCAUCCACUAUCCAGCAAACAUGAAAUGAGAGUUCUUAAAUGUAUAAGGUAGAAGUUGUUAUCUUGAUCUAACAACAAAUUCUUGCAACUAAUUUACAAGGAAAUCUGUAGCAGCUAGAGGGGAGAAUUAACAAUCAGAUCCUGGGAGUUAAAGGUUUAAAGCAGUGUGCUUGUUUGUAUUGUAAGCUGUAUUGUUAUUAGCUCCAUGUGAUAUUUCUUCUCUUCUCAUUAGCUUUUGUGACUACUUCUUUUGGUAGUACCACACUCAUUCGCAAUACACUUUAUGUUUCACAUCUGUCGUAGGGUUGUUCAUCCGCUUGAGAUACUUCUAGAAUUGAUUUUUGUUGAUUUAAACUCUUAUUGUUUAAGCUAUGUAACGUAUCAUGAUUCUUUGUUGACGGAUGAAGGUGAAUGUCAAAUGGGCGUUUGUCUGUUUUAACUGUUUUUGUCCUAGUACUAACGGUAAAUCUAAACUCUCUUUCCGUAACAGAACAUCGUAUAGCUGACGCGGACACUUCCUCUUGUGGAUCUUUUGAAGUUGACUCGGAACGGUCUGAUUCGGAAGGUAAGUAUGUCAACUUCUUUCAGCUUAGUGAUACUUUUACAAUUUUACACAAAGGCUUUAUUUUUAUCUUUGGUACUUUUACUGCAUGAGAUUAUCAGCUUCUCAAUGGCAUUGGUGACUCCUACAAGCCUUUGGUCUCAUUCAUAGAACUUUCGGUAAAACGGAAGAAACAUAGGAAGAACUGGUGUCUCUCAAGUACAUUAUUUUAUUGAGGUUGUAUUCAUUUCUCCCCUUGAAGUAACUCUGCAGUCGUGUCCCAACAUGGUUUAAAGGAGGAAUGAAUUUGAGUUAGGUUUAAAAGGGCUUAAAAAGUGGUAAUUUAAUUCUAUAAUGUCUUAAAUGACCCACCCUCGUUUUCCUUAAAAGUGCGUAAAGUUGUUGAAUACUGUUAUCGUUCCUUAGCAGUUGGUUCAAAAGAUAAGAACCCGAGAGAGAAUUUACUUGCAAUGCAGCCUUACGCUCUAGCCUCGGUUGUUAGAAGGUUGGAUAACGCUAUCCGCUGGAUAAAAUUCUAUCUGGUGGAUCACGCUAUUCGUUUUGCUAUCACUUAUCCGCCGGAUAGCGAUUUAUCCGUUGGGUAGCGUUAUCCACCCUUUAUACAACUGUGCCCUGGCCUUUAAGCUUAGGCUUCAUUGGAGGAUAUAGAAUCAAGAGUGAAAAGUCUAAAACAAAAAGUUGAACCAGGCUUUUAAACUGGUUUACCUGCAGAAUGUUAUCAUGGUAUGGAACAUUCGCAUUGACAGAGUAUUAUAGAUACACUAAAACGUUUGGUCUUGCCCACUUAAACCUGUCCUUUUUAUACCAAAACUCCUCGAAAGUAUGAUGUAGAUUGUAAGGAGAGAACCGUUCUCUCACAUGUUUGUACUUUAUUGUUCAAGAGAUCUAUUUAGUAGUAGGGAAAUGAAAAUUCUGGGACAGCCUGAAAGAUGGCUUGAGACAAUUUUUGGGUUCUACCAGUUUUGACUGGUUUUGACCAGUUCUGAGACGGCACUGGGAACAGCACCACAGACAACUUGACACAAAGAGUGCUCAUCAGCUGGGACAGCUCGACACAAAUCCUUGGGAAUUGAAAACCUAAAGUCAAGAUUACUCAUUGUGUGCUCAUGGAUAUGGCGAGGAAGAGGGGGAUAAAGAAUUACUUAUUCCUCACUAAGGGAGAGUUGUGGGAGUCAUUCAGCCUCAGGAACAUAGACCAUAGACUCAGAUCAGAGCCAUACACCUUCACCAUAAACUCGAGCGACGUAGAUUCAAAGUGGGUAAGCCUCUCACUUCAAAGGAUGCUUCUGAAGUCUCAAUAGCUUUUCAAACAAUCUAUGAGCGAGGAACACUGAGAUGGCCGAAGGUCCUUCAGGUUGAUCCUGGGCAUGUGAGUUCAUGGGUGAUGUCACAAGAGCGAUUGAAAAGCAUGAUGUGAGAACAAAAAGGUGGAAUGUAGACGUUCACAGAGAUUAAGGAAUCUUCGAAUGAUUCAACCGGGUUUUGGGUGAACGCCUCUUGAAUUACCAGUGCAGUAAGAAGAUGAACUUCACAUCUGGAAAGAGAUCUACUGAAUGGGAAAGAAACCUGCUGAUGCACUCAAAGACAAGUCGGUUGACGCAAAGAGUUCAACAUCUUGUUCAACACUUGUCGGCUUGAAGGAGACUUGACCUCUCAAAGAAUGUGAGAUACCUCUACGCCCCUGGUGAGCUGGAAGGUGAUCAAAGAAGAGCGAUUGAUUCAGUAUGGUCAAUGGAGGUUUACAAUAUCGAGAGUUUGGUAGUGAUUGAAGACGAGCCCGUCCUGUACUAUCUGAACGAUGGCCUGAAGCAUGGAUUCGUUCGAGUAAAUAGCAAUUCAGAGAAAAUCUCAAGACAAUAUUUGAGUCCGCCUGGGACAGCAUGACAGACAGCUUGACACACCUAGAUUGUGGUUUGCUGUAGGGCUGUCUUAGAACUAGUCAGACCUGUGAAAAACCGGUCAAAACUGGUAGAACCCAAAAAUUGUCUCGAGCCGUCUUUCAGGCUGUCCCAGAAUUAUCAUUUUCCUAUUACUCAUUUCCUGCUAAAUUCAAAAGAUCGCAGGCACUGUUGUGUAGUACAUAAAGGAUACGAUAAUUUUCUAGACGCAGGAAGUUUUACACAAGAUAUAAAGCCAACAGAAAAGGAGUUCUCAUCCUUAAAUCCCCCAGUUGAACCAUCUUCUGAGGAAACAACCCAAUUUGACCAACCAGAGGACGAGGAAAAGACGAGUUUUAUAAAGACGAGUGUGUAUACUUCAUUUCUUGUAUCGUUUAAGGGGAGUUGAACGAUAAUUGUGCUUGCAAUACAUGUUGGAAAGUGUGUUUUGUGUUAGGAUAUGUAUAAAUGUAAGAGCUUAAACUUGCUGUAUGCUUCAGAAUACAACUCCUUUUUUAAAGCUGAGGCAGAACUUUUAGUCAACGGUUACCUGUUACCUGUUCACAACCAUGGAAUUGCAUUCCUUUAAAGAAUCGUAAACUAAGUACCACUCGGAACACUCUGAAAAACCCAGACUAAAACUCAGAAGAAAUUAAAUCAUAAUAGCUUUAACAGACAUAAUCCGAGAAAAUUCCGACAAAGCAACCAUAGAUUGAGAAUGGUGGCCGUUCAUUCGUCAACCUGACCAAGUGGCGCGAAUGGCUAGUGACGUGUCAGCAGCUAAUUGGCGAUAUCAAACACACGUGAAAGAAUAUCGUAUUUUUUCGCGUGUGUUGUCAGGGCUGCAAAUCCUUGUAAAACACCGUUGUUUGAAUGAAAAAAUACGUGUAACAUAUGAAAAGCUCGGGUAUUUUGUGUGUUUGGAAUUAUUCAAUUUCUAUUCUAUUAUUUUCCCUCAAUCGCAAUUUGCUAAUGAUCUCCAUGCCUCCGUGAAGCAGCUUAAAAAAGGCGUCAAUAAACACACCAAUCCAAGGAGGUAAAUCAAUUGAUUUUCAUGAUGGAAUGUGUUUAGUAGGAGAGUUGAUUAGUAACUCCUUCUUUGUGGUAAAUGACGUGAAUAUCUUAUGCUUCCUAGGUUUUCAGUCAUUCAUCGUGUUUAAGCGAUUUCUGAUAGUGAGUGCUUUCUUUUGCCUCAUUGUUGGAGGAAUGUAUUUACAAAUACCUUUCAGAUCCCUUUCAUCCGGUGAGUAUAAUGGAAAGCGUUUAUUUUGUAGCCUAAGACCAUUUCAUACAUCUUUAUGCUUGUUUUAUUGUCGCGGGUAAAGGCAACUGAUUUUAACAAAUGUGGGUGGGGAGAGUCCUAACUCUCAUUGGCACCUGGAAGUAUGACAGUUUGUUUCAUCUUUUGUUUAUUAGAAUUUUUCAGUGAAAUCUCAGAGAAGUUCUUUCCCCAGUCAGGUAUCUUAGCCUCUCAUUGGCACCUGGAAGUAUAUCAAUUUGAUUCAUUUUUUGUCUAUUACAAUCUGUUAGUAAAAUCUCAGGGAAGCGCCCUCCCCAGUCAGGUACGCCCUGCUUAUCGUAUUUACCACAUGCAUCCUAAGCUCUCUUCUCGAUAAAAAGUAAACGAUGAAUUCUUGAAAGCGUCACGUUUUGUGUGACUUGGUGUUAAAUUAGGAGAGGAACCGUUUAGAAUUUGAACACGUUAUAGGAAUAGUAAAUCAUUAACUAAAAGAUGUGGGUGGGGAGAGUCCUAUCUUAGCCUCUCAUUGGCACCUGGAAGUAUGUCAAUUUGUUCCAUCUUUUGUUUAUUAGAAUCAUUAAGUGAAAUCUCAGGGAAGUUCCUUCACCAGUCAGGUACCUCUUGUUUACCGUAUUUACCGCAUGCGUACUAAGCUUACUUUUCGAAAAAAAGCAAACGAUUAAUUCCCGAAAGAGUCACGCUUUGUGUGACUCGGUGUUAAGUUAGGAGAGGAACUCUUUUUGAAUUCGAAAAUGUUAUACGAAUAGUAAAUCAUUUACUAACAGAUGUGGGUGGGGAGAGUCCUAACUUAGCCUCUCAUUGGAACCUGGAAGUAUAUCAAUUUGUUUCCUUUUUUGUUUAUUAGAAUCUGUUAGUAAAUUGUCAGGGAAGCGUUCGCCCCAGCCAGGUACGCCCUGUUUAUCGUAUUUACCACAAGCUUCCUAAGCUCACAGCUCGAUUAAAAGCAAACGAUGAAUUCUUCAAAGCGUCAUGCUUUGUGUGACUUGUUUUUAAGUUAGGAGAGGAAGCGUUUAGAAUUUUAACACGUUAUAGGAAUAGUGCAUCACUUACUAACAGAUGUGGGUGGGGUGAGUCCUAUCUUAGCCUCUCAUUGGCACCUAGAAGUAGGUCAAUUUGUUUCAUCUUUUGUUUAUUAAAAUCUGUCAGUGGAAUCUCAGGGAAGUUCCUUCCCCAGUCAGUACCCCUUGUUUACCGUAUUUACCACAUGCGUACUAAGCUAACUUUUCGAUAAAAAGCAAACGAUUAAUUCCCGAAAGAGUCACGCUUUGUGUGACCUGGUGUUAAGUUAGGAGAGGAACUGUUUAGAAUUUGAACACGUUGUAGGAAUAGUUAAUCACUUACUAACAGAUGUGGGUGGAGAGAGUCCUAACUUAGCCUCUCAAUGGAACCUGGAAGUAUAUCAAUUUGUUUCAUUUUUUGUUUAUUAGAACCUGUUAGUAAAACCUCAUUGAAGCGCCUUCCCUUGUCAGGUAUGCCCUGUUUAUCGUAUUUACCACAUGCUUCCUAAGCUCACUUCUCGAUAAUCUUAGGCUAUCUUAGCCUCUCAUUGGCACCUGGAAGUAUGUCAAUUUGUUUCCUUUUUUGUUCAUUAGAAACUGUCAUAUCUGUCAUGCCAAGAAGAAGGAUGCCCAUUCCCCAGUCAGGUACGCCCUGCUUAUCGUAUUUACCACAUGCUUCCUAAGCUCACUUCUUGAUAAAAAGUAAACGAUGAAUUCUUGAAAGCGUCACGCUUUGUGUGACUUGGUGUUAAGUAAGGAGAGGAACCGUUUGGAAUUUGAACACGUUUUAGGAAUAGUAAAUCACUUAGUAAGUUUAUCACUUAGUAGAAUUUCCGCCUCAGCUGUACCACGAAUUUCCCUCAAUCGCAAUUUGCCUAAGAUCUCUAUGCUUCUGUGUAACAGUGUGCAAAAGGCGUCAAUAAACACACAAGAAUAGAGAUUAAUUAGAAGGAGGCUCACAACGGCUUCUUUUCAACAGUGUUGUAAUGACGUGUAAGUUUUACACCAAAUCUUCAUGCAGCGAUAUAUUAGGGCAGAGAAAGUCGAAGAUUUAGUUACUAGCACUAGCUAUGGUACUUAAUCCAAUUCAAGGAAGUAACUCAAUUGAUUUGCAUGAUUGAAUGUGUUUUGUAGCAGACUUGAUCAGUAACUGCUUCUUUGAGGUUAAUGACGUGAAUAUCUUGUGCUUCCCAGAUGCUUUGUUGGAUAGGUUUUGGCUGUUUAGUUAUCGGCUGCUGCUUUGCCUCUCUAUUUUAAUAGCACCACUACUAUUAUACAUCAGAAUGCAAUCCAAUUUUAAUGGUGAGUUUAAUGGAAAGCAUUGGUUUUUGUAGCUUUUGAUCAUUUCAUACAUCGCAAAAGGUUUUUAUCUCGUAUAUCAUCUUUGUGUUUGUUUUAAUGUCACGGGUAAAGGCAAGUGAUUUUAACAGAUAUGUGUGGGGAGAGUCCUAACUUAGCCUCUUAUUGGCACCUGGAAGUGUGUCAAUGUGUUUUAUUUUUGUAAAUUAGUAUCUUUCAUAAUAACCUGAGGUUACCCCCGUAACCUCAGGUAUGUAAAUUUGUUAAUAUGAGCUGUAAAGACGGGUUAAUGAAUUGUUAAAGAAAACAGACCAAUUCUGUAUUCAUGUUAAAACAUAGGAAGUUAAUGACAUCAUCUACAAGCCGUAGAAGACCUCUAAUAGGCCAACAGCAAGUAGACCCGGCCGUCAGUUAUGGGAAAAUUUAAAUAUCCAGUCGAGCAUAGAUGUUAUCAUGCAUCAUUUGGAAUUCGGUUUGAGAAUUCAAAUAGCGUUUUCCUUGUGACUUCUGUACAAAUUUAGGGGACCGUGAGCAUGCAAGCUGAUGUGAUCAUUUCUAGGAAACGUUUUGGGGUUAUAGGGGAAUUACCAUGAAGUGGAAAGUUGUGUUAAUGAUACGGUACCACCCACUAGAGCCAUUUAGCUUCUUCUUUAUCGUUCUUUAUAGCUAAUUCGUGUCCGAAUGUGUUCAGUUUCAGAAAAAAUUAUUAAGGCGUCGAAAAGGCGUCAUACAGUGUUACAAAUUCGUCCAGAUUUGCUUGAAGAGGAAAUCGAAUUAUUCGAUAGAAGAGGAAACCGAGUCUGUACGUACAUGAUUGUGAUAACAAAGAAGAAAGCUUAAGUUCAUUAGAGUCGUAACUUGUGGUUCCUGGUUCAAAGGAUACCGUUCAGGGUUAGAAUUUUGUCCAGGUGUGCUUGAGGAUAAUAUCAGAGUGUUGGAUGCAAGCAGCAACCGAGGCUUUCUUGGACAUGUAAAAACAGAGAGGGAAGUUGAAGCUGAGCUGAGUAGAGUUGUAACUUAUGAUUUCUGGUUCAAAGGAUGCCGUUCAAGGCUAGAAUUUCGUCUAGGUGUGCUUUAGGAAAUUAUCGAAGUGUUGGAUGCAAGCAGCAACCGAGACUUUGUUGAAUACGUGGAAACAGAGAAGAAAACAAAAGAAGACAGCCUGAAAUUUGCUCUGAAGGGCAUGCCAUGCCAUGCUGACAUGCGUAUAAUAGAACUUUCUAGAACAUUUCAUCAAGUGACGCAGUUAUUCCGUACUACUAAUUAAAUAGUUCUUUUGUAAGCUUCUGGAACGUUCCAGAACACUUUGUGAAUGCAUAUGAGGACUCCUUUAUGAAGUAGAAGUAGUUGUUAUUGUUAGGAGUGACCGACUGUUCAGAAAGCUGUACGUGAGAGAGAGCUACAGAGGAAGAUUGCUAAUUUCUAGAAACGUUGGAGGGAACCGUGAGUUUGGCUCAGUGGUGAGCUAAGAUAUAGACUGUAGUGGGCUUGUGUAAGUUUAUGGAGGAUAAGUACUGUGCUGCCUUUAGGAGUCGCUCCUUAUCACUCACUGUUUAAUAAAGUG